AUGCCUGGAAAGGGAGGAAAGUAUUGCGUUGCUGGUUUUAGCGGUGCGAGAUCAUGUAGAAAUUCAAGCAAUACCAAGGGAAUUUCGAUGCACAUGUUUCCUCGAGGCGACAAACAACGUGCUGCAUGGACGAAGUUUGUUCGAAGGCAUAGACCGGUUUGGGAUCCAACAUCUUCUUCUGCAUUGUGUUCUGCUCAUUUUCAUGGCAAUGAUUUUACCCAACGGCUGGAUAUAAAUGUACCAACCGCACCUGAUCGCUCGCCAAGCAAUAUAUCCUGCAAGAGAUAUCUCAAGCAUGGGACAAUACCGACAGUCGACGACUACGAUGUCGCUUCGAAGUUUUUUCCCGAAACGUCUGCUGCACUUCCCACUACACCACAUAUUCCUACUGCCAAAGUUGAACGUGCAAAAAGGCAGCUUCUUCGAGAGGUAUCUCAGUCGAGUGUCAAGCGGUCAAAGAUUGUUGAUGAGAGCAUCAGCAUGGCAGAAAACGAAGAUCUUGAAAUUGAAGUUUCCUCUGGCGAUCAAAGCGGGUUAACUACGGAGUCUCUUUCUCAGGACCAAUCCGUUCUUCUUGGCGAGAAAGAUAAACAUACCAAGCCUGAAGAGACAGACGAACUGUUUACUUGUAAACGAAAGUUGAAAACUGCCCAACAAAGGUGCUCAAAUUAUAGGAGGACUAUAAAACGCCUUCAACUGCAGGUAAAAUCGAAGUCCUCUUCAGAUUCUGCUUCACCUACGCCAAUGGUUGAGUUUUUAAAUGAGCAGAAUGAGGUGGAGAAUCUACCUGAUGAAUUUGAUGGAAACCUUGCUGUUGACCCGAAUGAGCUUGAUGACUACUUGGCAGAAGCAGAUGACAUGAGCAGUCUGAAGAAUGAUCCAGACUGGGAAGUUGAAGAUGAGUUGGACCCAAAUGAUGGUGAAGAUGCCGUAGAGUUCAAUGAAAAGAAUCAAGUUAGGUAA
Paramuricea clavata is the source of this 963-nucleotide messenger RNA. Lineage: Eukaryota; Metazoa; Cnidaria; Anthozoa; Malacalcyonacea; Plexauridae. The record is from the annotation of a GenBank genome assembly.